AAAAAGAAAGAAAACAAAAAACAUGACAGUAAUAAACCAGCAAAGAAAAGAGCUGGGAAUCUCAUGCAUGCUGAACACGGAGGUGGGCGCCGUCCUCGCCGUGAUCCGCCGCUGCCCGGAGGCGGCGACCGCCCAUUUCUUCCCGCCGGCGGAGCGCUACGAGACCCACAUCUCCCAGUCCCUCAAAUCGCUGCGCUCCCUCAUCUUCAACCCCCGGCACGAGUGGCGCAGCCUCGACCCUUCGUCGUACCUCUUGCCGUUUCUUGACGUGGUCCACAGCGACGAUGUCCCAGCCGCCGCCACCGGGGUGGCGCUCUCCUCCGUCCUCAAGAUCCUUAAGUUUGACGUGUUUGACCACAAGACCCCCGGCGCCAGGGAAGCUAUAAAUUCGUCGGUCGCCGCCGUCACAAAUUGCCGGCUUGAGAAAACUGACCCGGCCUCCGUUGAUGGCAUCAUGAUGAAGAUUUUGCAGGUGCUCGGAGCAAUCAUGGCUCACCCGGCAUCCGUCUGGCUAACAGACCAGGCGGUAUGCGCGGCGGUGAGCUCGUGCUUCCAUGUGGUGCAGCAAUCGGCGGGCCGCGGCGGCGACUUGCUGCACCGCACCGCCAGGUUCACGAUGCACGAUCUGAUCUGCACGGUCUUCUCCCGGCUGCCGGAGGUGACGAGCGCCGCCGCGGCCGCCGAGAACCCGGAGUCGGACGACUGGGAGGACGCCGCCACCGUGGCGGAGGAUUCCGGCGGGUACGGCGUCCGGGCGGCCCUCGACAUCUUCCGUUUCCUCUGCUCCCUGCUGAACGUGGCGGCGGAAGGGGCGGGGGAUUCUGACGAGGGCGUCCAGCUGUUCUCGCUGGCGGUGAUAAACUCCGCCGUGGAGCUGGGCGGCAAUAGCAUGGGGAUGCAUCCGAAGAUGAUGAGGAUGAUUCAGGAUGAUCUUUUCCACCAUUUGAUCCAUUAUGGAUGCUCCACCAGCAGGCCUCUGGUUUUGUCCAUGAUUUGCAGCAUUGUUUUGAAUCUCUAUCACUUCCUUCCCGGGUCAGUUCGUCUUCAACUGGAAGCCUUCUUCUCAUAUGUGCUCUUUAGAGCUGCAAGUACAGGAAACAUCUUGACCCUCCAAGAAGUAGCCAUUGAAGGGUUGGUGAACUUCUGCAGGCAGCCCAGGUUCGUGGUGGAAGCUUACGUGAACUACGACUGCGACCCCACUUUCAGAAAUGUGUUCGAGGACACAGGGAGGCUCUUGUGCCGCCAUGCUUAUCCUUCAGGCCCUGCUUUAACCAGUCUGCAGCUUCAAGCCUUUGAAGGCCUGGUGACUGUGAUCCACAGUGUUGCAGAGAACAUUGACAGGGAAGAAGAUUCCACUCCUUCUGGGCCGUACCCGGUUGAAAUCACAGAGUACGCGCCGUUUUGGGAGGAGGAUGUGGACUUGGAUUCUUGGAUUGACACUGUGAGGGUGAGGAAGGCUCAGAAGAGGAAGAUAUUGAUUGCCGGCGACCAUUUUAAUCGGGACUGCAAGAAGGGUUUGGAUUACUUGAAGAUUUCGAGCUUGGUGUCCGAAACACCCGAUCCGAAAGCGUAUGCUAUGUUUUUCAGGUACACGCCGAAACUAGACAAGGUGUUGAUCGGAGAGUAUCUUGGAGAUCCCGAUGAUUUCCACCUCAAAGUCCUCAAGGAGUUCACAGACACAUUUGAGUUCACUGGAAUGGUUUUGGAUAAUGCCUUGAGGACAUUCUUGGAAUCUUUCAGGUUGCCGGGAGAGUCGCAGAAGAUUCAGAGGGUGCUCGAGGCAUUUGCCGAGAGGUUUUAUGAUCAACAAUGCUCGGAGUUCUUUUGUGGGAAAGAUGCGGUUCUGGUUCUCUGCUAUUCGGUCAUCAUGCUGAACACGGAUCAGCACAAUCCCCAAGUGAAGAAGAAGAUGACAGAAGAUGAGUUCAUCAAGAACAACAGAGCAAUCAACGCAGGGCAAGAUCUUCCCAGAGAGUAUCUCUCUGACCUUUUCCAUUCAAUUUCAACCAAUGCUAUAGUCUUCGAAUCUUCGUCCUCGUCGUGGGUCGAAAUGAAUCCGAAUCAAUGGGUUCAGCUGAUAAACAGAUCCAAGAGUAUGAGUCCCUAUAUCAUGUGUGGUUUCGAUCGUCGCUUGGGAAGAGACUUGUUUGCUUCUAUUGCGGGCCCCUCUGUUGCCACCUUGGCAGCGAUUUUCGAACAGGCUGAUGUGGAAGAAGUCCUCAACGACUGCAUCGAAGCAUUAUUCUCAGUAGCCAGAAUAUGUCAGUAUGGGUUGGAUGAUACACUGGAUGAGCUCGUCUGCACGUUCUGCAAAUUCACCACACUCUUAAACCCUUAUGCUUCUGCAGAAGAAACUUUGUAUGCCUUCAGCAAUGACAUGAAGCCCAGGAUGGCAACUUUGGCAGUUUUCACCAUAGCAAACAGUUUUAAGAACUACAUCAGAGGAGGCUGGAGAACAAUUGUGGAUUGCCUGUUGAAACUCAAGAGGCUAAAACUUCUCCCAAAAUCCGUUCUUGAACCCGAAGUUCCAUCCUUCUCUGAUCGGUCGCGGCAUGAAAGAUCUUCAUCAACAUCAUCAUUUGGUGGAAAGCAACAUAAUGCAUCGGGUGGUGUAAUGGGCCGCUUCACACAGUUUUUGUCCAUGGAAAAUGUGGAAGAGUCUUUGAACCUCGGCGUGAGCGAAUUUGAAAACAACAUAAAGAUUAUUAAUCAAUGCCACAUAGGAAAUAUUUUCAGCACUUGUUCAACUCUGCCGGAAGAGACCUUGCAAAGUCUUGGGCGUUCGCUUAUUUUUUCUGCUGCUGGGAAAGGUCAGAAAUUCAGUACUGCAAUUGAAGAAGAAGAAACGGUUGGGUUUUGCUGGGAUUUGAUCGUGGCCAUUUCUUCAGCAAACAUCCACAGGAUCGCUACAUUUUGGCCCCAUUACCAUGAAUAUCUUUUAGAUGUUGCACAGUUCCCAUUGUUUUCACCAAUCCCCUUUGCAGAAAAGGCAAUGGUUUCACUGAUGAAGAUAUGUCUCAAACUUCUAUCAUCAUCAUCAUCAUCACCCCUCGCAGACAAAGCCCCCGAGGAACUCAUCUUCAAGUCCAUAAAUCUCAUGGCAAAAUUAGAAAAAGAAAUCCUUGACAUGUGCUCUGAGUUCAUAGUACAAUCGGUAACCACAAUCUUGAAUGACUACGCAGCAAAUCUACAGACACUCUUGGGGUGGAAAUCAGUCCUACAACUGUUGUCUGUAUCUGGAUGCCAUCCAGAGAUGUAUGAGCAGAAAGUCGAGGCGAUCAUCAAUCUAAUGUCAAAUGGCUCUCACAUUACAAGAACAAACUACCCUUUUUGCAUUGAAGCCGCAUUCGGAUUUGUUGCACUAAAGAACAGUCCCUUGGAAAAGAACAUCAAAAUCAUGGAUUUGAUGACAAACACAGUUACUUUACUGGUCAGUUGGAAAAGAAGUGGACAUAGUGAUCCAGGAAGCACCCCCAACUCGUCGUCCACUGACGAAAACAAAGCUCUAUCAUCUUCCAACUUCAUAACCACGUGUUUCAUCAAGUUAGGGGAAGCAUUCAGAAAGACCAGCUUAUCAAGAAGAGAGGAGAUCAGAAACCACUCUGUCAUAUCUCUGCAGAAGAGUUUUGAAUUAGCAGAGGAGCUCUGCUUCACUCCCACAACCAUUGUCAAUUGUUUUAAGCUUGUCUUGUUCUCGAUGGUGGACGACUUGCACGAGAAGAUGCUAGAAUACUCGAAAAGGGAGAACGCGGAGAGGGAAACUAGGGGAAUGGAGGGUACUCUAAAGCUAUCAAUGGAGGUGCUGACAGAAGUGUACCUGCGGUACUUGAAGCAAAUAUCAGAGAGUCCUGAUAUGAGGGGGUUUUGGAUGGGAAUCUUGAGAAGAAUGGAUACAUGUAUGAAGGCUGAUUUGGGAGUGUAUGGGGAAUCAAGAUUAUUGGAUACAGUCCCAGAACUACUUAAGAAAAUGGUUCUUACAAUGAAAGAAGAGGAGAUCCUCGUUCAGAAAGAUGAUAAUGAUUUGUGGGACAUGACCAAUAUUCAAAUCCAAUGGAUUGUUCCUUCACUAAAAGAAGAGCUAUUCCCAGAUGAUUGACCAAAAAAGUUGUGCAAUCACACUUCUUAAAAAUUGUAGCUAUGUACUCAGGAGUUCUUUUUUAUAGUAAAAAGAAGCAUAUACAACUUCCUUCAACGUUUAGUUUCAUAAGCCAGCACGUAAUGUUAAUACCUCUUUCUAAAAAACUACGUUGUGAUUC
Cuscuta campestris is the source of this 4256-nucleotide messenger RNA. The record is from the annotation of a GenBank genome assembly. NCBI's taxonomy places the organism in Eukaryota, Viridiplantae, Streptophyta, Magnoliopsida, Solanales, Convolvulaceae.